Aureobasidium subglaciale EXF-2481 is the source of this 930-nucleotide messenger RNA. RefSeq lists its product as uncharacterized. The transcript is spliced from 7 exons. The record is from RefSeq and is a predicted model, not a curated record. Lineage: Eukaryota; Fungi; Ascomycota; Dothideomycetes; Dothideales; Saccotheciaceae. Gene Ontology annotation, biological process: oxaloacetate transport; succinate transmembrane transport; thiosulfate transport. Gene Ontology annotation, molecular function: succinate transmembrane transporter activity; sulfate transmembrane transporter activity; malate transmembrane transporter activity. The coding region runs from base 1 to 930 and encodes 309 amino acids.
AUGGCUGGUGAGAAGAAGAAGCAACAGCCUUUCUGGCUUGGUGGAGCAGCUGCUUCCAUGGCAGCAACAUGCACACAUCCCUUGGAUCAAACGAAAUACCGCAUGCAGGUCAUGCACCAACCGAAAAACAUCCUCAGGACCCUAGUAUCAUUUGCUAGCCGCGAUGGUAUUCCUUCUCUCUGGACCGGUCUGACUGGAUCUUGGCUCAGACAAUGCUCUUAUUCGACUGCGCGUUUUGGACUCUACAACCACUUUGCCAAGGAGGUCAAGCAAAGGACAGCAACGACGAAAUUGACCGCCGGCUGGGAAGUCGUGUGUUCUGGUGUCGCUGGUGGUGCGGCAGGUCUUAUUGGUAACCCUACCGAAGUCGUACUCGUCAGAAUGUGUGCAGACGGUGCCAAAACUGCUGCAGAGAGAUACAACUAUGGCAACUCUAUCCGUGCGCUAUAUAGAAUUGCAAAGGAGGAGGGCAUGUCGACUUUUAGCAGAGGUCUGACACCUAACAUUGUCCGCAGUGUCAUCAUGAACAUCUCUCAGAUUGCUACAUACUCUACUGCAAAAGACUGGCUUGUCUCAAACCCUAGUCUCGGUCUCAAAGAUGGCAUCUUCCUCCACUUCCUCGCCUCAUUACUUGCCGGCACCGUCGCGACUACUGCCUGCGCACCCGCCGAUGUCCUCAAAAGUCGUGUUCAAAGUGCUGCAACAGUCAACGGCGUGAAGCCAAGUCUUAGCAAAAUCUUCGCCGAGUCAUAUAAGAAGGAAGGCAUCAGUUUCCUCAUGAGAGGAUGGACGCCUGCAUGGCUCAGACUUGCCCCCAACACAGUCUUGAUGUUUGUCUUUAUGGAGCAACUCCAGCGUCUUGUGGGUGUAAGUACAGCUCAGCCCAAGCCCGUUCAGGAGAAAAAGGCUUCCGAGGUCGUGAAGGCAUAG